Molecule: messenger RNA, 279 nt
Organism: Cooperia oncophora
Lineage: Eukaryota; Metazoa; Nematoda; Chromadorea; Rhabditida; Trichostrongylidae
Source: the annotation of a GenBank genome assembly
AUGAACUUCUGCACUCAAGACACUCUUCUGCACCCUAAGAGGGAUAGUAAUGCUUUAUCUUGCUCGAACAUGGUAAAGGCUGCAAGUAUGCCAGAUCAAACAUCCGCCGUCGCUGCUCCUGAAUUUGGACUUGGUGAGAGCUCAUCUGGCACUGAUGAUGAUGUCCAAGAACUUCGAUCUUCUUUGCUUCAACGAACUGGACUGAAUCCUGUUGUGCCGGCGGUGAGCGCUGAACUUCCACAGAUUUUUUCAGUUUCGUUUCAUGAACGUGAAACGUGA